Messenger RNA from Sparassis crispa, 1515 nucleotides. RefSeq lists its product as hypothetical. Lineage: Eukaryota; Fungi; Basidiomycota; Agaricomycetes; Polyporales; Sparassidaceae. The coding region runs from base 1 to 1515 and encodes 504 amino acids. The transcript has a single exon. The record is from RefSeq and is a predicted model, not a curated record.
AUGGAUAUCGCGGCGUUGUCGAACAUGUAUAAAGGUGGCUUCUCCUUACUCCUCAUCCAACCACGUCCAGCUCAUCUAUCACUCUCGCCGAGGCAACUUUUCGCAAUGUCGACCCAGUAUACACUCUCAGACAUGCCUCAUCUCGCAUCUACGUCCUCCGUAACGCCACACAUGGACGGGUUUCUUCAUUGGACGUACGACGGCAAACGUUUCUUAUUUUUUCUCUCUCCAGAUUGUGUCUACGAAAUUCCGUGUGAAACUUCCUGUGGCGUCCCCUGCGACUCCUUGGACGUCGCCUGCGGCCCCUCUUAUGACACUGCUAGUAACAUCUCCAACACUCCCUUUAACGCCUCCUCCGAUACCUCCUUCGACACUUCAUCUGACGCUUCCUCCGAUACCGACUCCGACUCCAACUCGUCCCUCAACAAUGAUUCCGAGAUGGUCGAGCCUGAGACGGUCGUCCACGCAUCCUGCCCGAUUGUCUCAGUACGACCACGGGUCCCAAUCAAAGGAUUUGCAGUUCGAACGCGUCCCGGAAGCUUUGUAGCUCAAGCUGGUGUUAGUCCAGCAAAGUUCGCAGCUCAGCCCCAAAUUCCCCUGGGAUCGUUUGCAUGCCCACCUGGCGGCCUUGCAGCUCAGUCUUCUUACCCGGUCAGCUCCAGUGUUUCUCUCGGAUAUAGUGAUGCGGGUGUUGGCAUUCAGACAGACUUUUCCAGGUUUGCAGGCAGCUCUGGUGUUUCUCUCGGAUGCUCCGCUGUUGAUGCCAGCAUUUACUCCUCGCAGCCCGUGGCGCAACCCACAGCCUUCGAUAUGCUACAAUCUGAACAAAUGGUACAAGAUGUAUUCCAGCAGUUCCAAGAGGAGCUGUCAAAUACUAUGCAGCAAAUGCCAGUGGAUAUGCUACAGAGCAUACAGCCUCAAGCACCCGUCGAUCUAAAUAGUAUGCAACAAGUCCAAACAGAAACAUCAACUGGGAUUGGUUCAUGCUACCAAGACACCUCGGUCGAUGUGUGCCUCCUAGCCGCAUGUAUCCUGGAGGAACUUCGGAGUACCACCCCAGGCACCGCUCUCUUUCAUAAUCUCCUGAGCUCGUUCCCUCCCGAUCUGCAGCUGGCGCUGUCUAACAGCACCUUGGACCCAUCGGUGUUCGAACAGCUUGUGCAGUUCCUCGAGCGCAAGAGCACAGACUUCACUGUCCCGCAAGCGUCCUUCAUAAGCGGUCCCAUGUUCCACUGCGUGCGGUGUCACCAGAACUACCAGAUGUCGGAGAACCGGCCCACCGAGUGCAGGCUCUAUGUCCACCAGGGUCUGACUGCAGUGCCAAUCUGGGGCAGCUGGAUGCUCUGUCGCUCAGAUGGGCUGUUACUGGAUCCUGCUACUGAUUCCGUGGAGCUGAGAUUCAAGGGCUGGCACACGCCGUAUGUGCAGCACCUGCCGCCCGCGUGUGGCGCUAUGUCUUGUGCCCGUCUGCAGUGCCCGUCUGCGUUCGGUGUCAACACUGGGGGCUUGGUGUAG